UUCUCUCCUUUAGAAGCUGGCAGUAGUUGCAGCAGGAGACUGGAAAAGUUUGGGGUUCUUCAAGUGCUGGCGCUUGUCGCUUGUCAGCCUUAGUGUUUCGCCAGCAGCAGCGUCGAGACAAGUUUCACGAUUGACCGGAACCCCCCAGCAGCAGCAGAAGCAUCAGAAAUAAGAGCUCGCCGCUCUUCUUUUCUCUCUCUCAAGUUGGAAAUAUACUUUUGGUUUAGACACGCGUCACUUGUAAACCCCUCGGGAUCAGCAGAAAGGCUUUUUUGUUCAUCCCUUUUUGGAUUUCACUUGUUGCUGUGGAGUUGAUUGCUUCUAAUUGACCACACAACAACAUGGACAGCAUGGUGUCGUGGACGAACGACACGGGAGACAUGCCGGACUUGAUCGUCAACGACUACGAAAUUCCUCUGCUGGGCGCGUUUCUCUUUUAUUUUGUUCAGUGUUUGUAUGGCACUGUCUUUGUCGUAGGUCUCAUGGGCAACACUCUCGUCAUCUACGUCGUCCUCCGCUACACAAAAAUGCAGACAGUCACCAAUUUGUACAUUUUGAAUUUGGCGGUGGCAGACGAAUGUUUUCUCAUCGGCAUUCCAUUUAUUAUGACGACAAUGGGCCUGGGAUAUUGGCCAUUUGGCAACGUCAUGUGCAAGAUUUACAUGACAACGACCUCGGUCAAUCAAUUCACAAGUUCCUUGUUGUUGACGGUUAUGAGCGCUGAUCGUUACAUAGCCGUCUGCCAUCCGAUCGAUGCGGCCACAGUCCGGACACCUUUCUAUGCCAAAGUCGUGUCCAUGACAACUUGGGGCAUUUCUUUCCUCAUGAUUGUGCCAAUUUUUUUGUACGCCCACACACAACAAGUUCAUUCGGACUGGGCCAUCGGCAGCAUCAACGAUUCCGGGGUGGUCGACACUUUGUAUUGGUCAAACGGCUCGGCCACGACCAUCGCUUCCUGGAUCACCAACAACACGUUGGCCAUGUCGUCUAUCCUAACCGGAAGUAGCCUCGAGGAUGGGACCGAGUUUCAUCCGACAAGUCCCAUCGUCAGCUGCAACAUUUACUGGCCAGAAAACGAGUACAUGAACGGACAGGCCGCCUUCACCCUCUACACUUUCACCUUGGCCUUUGCCAUUCCACUCAUCCUCAUUUUAGUCUUUUACAUCCUCGUCAUCAGGAAACUGAAAACGGUGGGACCGACCAACAAAUCCAAGGAGAAGCGCCGCUCCCACCGCAAAGUGACCCGACUGGUCCUGACAGUCGUCACCGUUUACGUCCUCUGUUGGUUACCUUAUUGGGUUUCCCAAGUGUCGUUAAUAUUCACUCCACCCAAAGCCUCACAGUCUCCGUACAUCGUGGCCAUUUUCCUGCUGGCCGGUUGCCUGGGCUACUCCAAUUCGGCCGUCAAUCCAAUCCUCUACGCUUUUCUAUCCGACAACUUUAAGAAAAGUUUCAUGAAGGCGUGCACGUGCGCUGAGCGGAUGGAAGUCAACAAGGCGCUGGCCGGCGAGAACAGCGUCUUCACACGUCGCGGACGCAACUCGGAACGCACUUUUGGUCACAACGACUCACUGCGAUCCCGAGUUCCACCAGUUCCUGGGCCAACAGGCCGGUCGUACGGCCCUCAGGGAACAAUUGAGCUACCGAAUCCUAUUCUCGCAACAAUCCAACAGGAAAUGUGCGUGUCUUUCGUCAACCGAUCUGACGACGAGUGUUGUAACGGCAGCAGCGCUGAAAGGGAAAUUCCAGAUGUCGCAAACGGUUCGCUGAAAAUGGACGAGCCUUUCACCAAUGGCCGGAAUUCAGCAAAAUCAGAUGGUAAACAAGUAACAAUCGCUUCAUCGGGAACCGUGGACUCGGUGAUUUCCUGUCAGCACAUCACCGUCCAAGUCAACGGGUCCAGCGAUGUUCUUCAUAGUGACCUCUAAACUGCGGAUUGACCACAAAGAAGCCGGUCGCUGGAUAUUAUAGCAAAAGCCUCAACACCACAUAAUCUCUUCAUCAUCAACUUCCCCCUUCUCUGGUGAACCGUUCGCAACUGAAUCACCAUAUAUUGAUCCCGUUUUAGUGGUCCAUCAACUUCCUGUUCUGCUAUAAUUGACCCAUUUGUGUUUUGAGAACGAAUAAGAACACGACCAAUUUUUCAAUUAUAUGUCACGUGAAAAUGGCUUUUUUCGGAGAUGAUGAUUAUGCUGUCCUCCCUGAAACUACCCUCAUCUAUUACAUGUCACAUUUCUUGUCCUCUUUAUAUAUACGUCUGUGUGUACAUUCAUCCAAUUGAUCACGCGAUCGAAAUGUAAAUAUUCAACGUUUAUUUUCUAUUAUAUCCCGCCGUGUACAUAUUUGCUGCUAUUUUACUCAUCUCCUCCUUUUGGGUAUACGUAUUGAUCGCUUGUCUCAUAUCCCUGCUGGACCCGUUUGGUGGCGGCUUCUGCUGUCCUCUUCGUCGAUUCCUUUUCAUUUUCUUGUUGACCAUUCGCACGGGUUUAUCGACAACCACGACACAUAUUUUAAGUGAGUGAAGCAAAAUCAAUGUCGUGAUUGCCGAAAAACCAAUCAUUGCCACUGUGUUACACGGAAAUGAAUCGAACCCCCACCUCCUCCCAGUUCCAUAUAUUAUCGCAGGAAGUCACUCUGUAUAGCAAAAAGCACCAAAGUACUACUACUACCGGGCGUCCGAUGGCCUACAAACAAGUUAAACGCGCAGCGUGUGUGCACGUCACAACUGAGCCCGUAAUUGUGCACACAUGCAGUGGAUCUCACACGGCUGUCGGAGCCAUUUCUUCUUUAUUUUUUUGUUUUUCGUUCAAGACCCAUACCCAUACACAUCAAUUAUACUUCCUCAUCACGUUCCUCCCGCGUUCAAACAGUGUAUAAACGUAUAUAUACAAAAAAUCCAUCAUCAUUUCGUUGCACUUUUAUGUGAAAAACUGUUCCACCGUACGUACUACGUUAUAUUCAUGUCUUUAUUGUUUCGUUUGGGCAACGAGGAUAUAACCGUCCCGUUGAAAUUGGCAAUCUAAUACAUCAGUACCUAAUGCCCCCCGAUGGCGGUGAAUACAGCAGCCUA
This is a messenger RNA of Daphnia pulicaria, 3070 nucleotides long. RefSeq names its product somatostatin receptor type 5-like. Gene Ontology annotation, biological process: G protein-coupled receptor signaling pathway. Gene Ontology annotation, cellular component: neuron projection; membrane. Gene Ontology annotation, molecular function: peptide binding; somatostatin receptor activity. Lineage: Eukaryota; Metazoa; Arthropoda; Branchiopoda; Diplostraca; Daphniidae. Bases 342 to 1928 code for a protein of 528 amino acids. The transcript is spliced from 8 exons. The record is from RefSeq and is a predicted model, not a curated record.